Molecule: messenger RNA, 1209 nt
Organism: Dunckerocampus dactyliophorus (ringed pipefish)
Lineage: Eukaryota; Metazoa; Chordata; Actinopteri; Syngnathiformes; Syngnathidae
Gene: kctd14
Product: potassium channel tetramerization domain containing 14
Exons: 4
Coding region: 56-790 (244 amino acids)
Biological process (GO): protein homooligomerization
Molecular function (GO): protein binding
Source: RefSeq, a predicted model, not a curated record
CCGUGUUUGGCCACGCCCCCCCUGCGACUCACCUGCUCGACGGUGACACAAGAAGAUGAACGAAAUGGGCUUGAAGUCAGCCGAGGAACAUUCGGAGCCCAAUUUACUGCACACGUCGGUGGUGAACUUGAACGUGGGGGGUCACAGGUUCUGCACCACACUGAGCACGCUCAGAAAGUACCCCGACUCCAAGCUGGCUGAGUGGUUCGGCGCCCCGUCCAAACUGCUCAGGGACGGACAGGGACACUACUUCUUGGACCGGGAUGGCUCGCACUUUGGCGCCGUCCUGGAGUUCCUCAGAUCGGACCGAAUUCCCACCGAGAACUUGCAGCAGGUUCACAAGGAGGCGGUCCACUACAACAUCACGGCGCUGAGCAAACGCUUGGAGGAAAGCCCGCUUCUGUUUGGAGAGUUGGUUGGAAGGAAGCAGUUCCUCGCCAGAGUUCCUCACUACAAGGAGAACAUUGAGGUUUUGACCCGCAUUGCCCGUGCCGAAGCCGUGGCUUCCCGCCACUCCAGCAUCAUGAUUUGUGUACUGCGAACGCAGGAGGAUUUGGGUUGCUACGACAACGCCAUCAGCAGCUUGGACUCGACAACAAGGAACAAGGAAUCGGUGGUGACGUUUGGACCCUGGAACGCCGCCCCCUCGGCCAAAGACCUGCUGGACUGCAUCAGGAAGGACAUUGAGAGUCAGGGCUACACGGUGCACAUCCAGCCUCACGUCAUGGAGAAGAACUUCCUGUCCCGCAGCUACAACUUCUUCUACACGCUCACGUUCACCUGGUGGUGACCUGCAACUCAACUAAUCUCCAACACGAUAAAUGAUACAGUAGGUCCAGUGUGAGGUUGGAAGACGAUAAAGCAGUCGGUUUGCAAACUUGUCGCACUGUUGUCUUUGUGUGCAGGUGGAAAGGAAAGUAGGGGAACUCUUCCACUACUUGUUGUUGUUGCACCUAGUUGGGGUGGGCGAUACUGGAAAUGUUGGUAUUGUUACGAUGAGUAAACACAGGCCAGUAUUGCUGAGACCGACACUGAAGUUUUCUAAAUCAGGGGUGUCCAAGCGUUUUCAGCAAGGGCUACAUAGUGAAAAAUGAAAGGAUGCAACUUCACCACUUUGAUAUUUUGUGAAGCAGCACAUGUAGAUAGGCUAAGAAGUUUUAUAUACGUACAGUAGUCUUUUUGUACAGAAGCGUAGAACAGCCAUGAUAA